UGUCCAGGCGCUGCCUCCUCCUUGGUGGGCUGGGGGAGGGGGUGCAUGAGAGGAACCUGCAGGUCUUCUCAGCACACAUCCCUCUCGGGUUUGCGCCCUGCGCGGCUGAGAGCCCGCCUUCUCCGCGACUUCGGUUCUUGCUUGAGCAGGGGCGUCCAGCCUGCGGCCAAGAUGUCCCCAGUGGGGAAGGUGACCCAGGUCCCGAGCGGGAAUGUCUACCAGCAGAUCUUCGAGGCUGAGGUGCAGCUGGUCCGCUCCCUGGCGGCCACCAGGCAGCGGGCUGUGGAGUGUUCCCUGUCCCCGAAGAAUGGCAGGAAGCCGUUGAUGAAGAGGGUGGAUAUUCCUGAGGGGGAGAUGAUGUCUCCGCGGCAGCAGAAGUGGGUGCACAGCCUACCCAAUGACUGGGUCACGGAAAACCCUGUUCUCUACAGGGAAAAGGAAACAACCAAGAAGGAAAAAGCCCAAGAGGGUGAGAGCACCAUCGCUGCCCGAGAAGUCCGGGGCCUCGUGGACACCAUCGUUCCUGAGAGGACCAGCACCGUCACCCUUCGGGGGCGAAGAGACUACAAGAGGAGGGGCUACGAGAGCGCUCUGGGGAGCCUUAAGGAGGAGAUCGCUCAGAUUGGGAUGGAAAUGGAACCUCUCAUCUUGGAGCCAGGGGCACUUCUUUUAAAAAAGCUGGCUGAGUCUGACGAAGACAUCGACAGUCUCUUCAGAAAAGCAGAAAAUGACAACAACCUCGAAGACUGCACCAUCCAAACCCUGCUGGAGCUGUGGGAUCAGGUGGCCGAGAGAUUCCUGCUCCAGAAGCAGGAGAUUCAGAAGCUGGAUGAGACCCUGCUCUUGCUCGAGUCCUCCCGGGCAGACAAGCUAAAAAGCGUGUUGAAGAAAUAUGUGGACAUCAUGGAGAAAACUUCCUAUCUCAUGCAGCCCGACGUGUACAGGCUGAUAAAUAAAGAAGCCAUGGUUAUAAACCACGCCCUGCUGGGCAACCGGAGGGCCGUCGCCCAGCUGUCUGUCCACCUGGCGGAGGCCACGCUGCAGCAGGAGCUCGAGAGCCGCCGCCGCUGGCAGGGCCUGGUCGGUGCCUGGAAGGCACUCAAGAAGGAGGCCCUGGUGCGGGGCUUCAGUGAGUUCAUGGCCAGUGAGAGGAUCCAGGCUCCGCCAGCCGUGAAGAAGGAGCUGGAGAGCAUGCUGGAGAAGCAGAGAGCCCUGCAGCAACAGCGGCUGGGGCAUCUCUGCACCAUCCGUGACCUUCUGCCGCCCAGUUACAGCAGAGCCCGGCUGACUGAAUGGCACUCCUCUCUCAGCUCCCUGAACAAGCAGCUCGAUGCCUACCACGUGGACUGCAUGUUGCGGAUCCGCCUGCAGUAUGAGAAGACGUGGCAGGAGUGCCUGGCCCACGUGCAGAAGUGCAAGAAGCAGCUGCUGGACUGGAAAGCCUUCACCGAGGAGGAGGCAGAGAGCCUGGUGAGCCCGUCCUUCUUCCAGAUGGUGGGAGUGCUCCAGAGCAAGGUGGAGGAGGAGCUGGAGUUCUUGGAUAAAUCCUUUGAGGCCCUGGCAAAGCAGACAGAGCGGCAGAGCUCAGACCUCUUCAGAUUCUUCCAGGAGGCCGUGUCGCUGUGGGAGGCACAUCAGAACGUGCUAUCUGUGCAGGAGCUGGAGCUCGAGAAGAGGAUGGAGCAGCAGCGGCAGAAGCACAGCCUGGAGAACCAGGCCCAGGAGGCCCACCUUGAUAGGCUCUUGGACCAACUGAGGCAGCAAAGCCAUGAGAAAACACUCAAGUUUCACCUGGAAAAAGCCAAAGAUUUCCUGGAGAAUAUGAAAUGCAGGUAUGAAGGUUUUCACGUCCUCCUGACAAAGGAAGUGAUGGAGUACGGAGUGAUCGUACUGAAAGAACUCAACUCCUACAGCGCCACCCUCAGCCAACAUUUCUAUGUUCGUGAAAUCUUUGAGCAGAACUUGGAUGGGAAAGUCAUCUGCAAGUUCAGGGAACCAGAAGCACAUGAAAAGCACUUCCAGGAGAGAAGGAGAAAACAAAGGGCUCAAGUAGAAAUGAGCAAAAGCAAGGGAAGCAUCAGUAGAGGGACAAGUUCCCCAAGGCCAGCAGAAGAGAUGGAAGAAGAAAAAGAUCAGGAAAUCAAGUCCUCCACAACUGAAGGGCUGGUAGGGAGCCAGCGUGAAGAAUCUGUACUGAGUGACGAGAUGGAUGAGUCCAGAGAGGACUCUAUUCAGGGAUUAGAAGAAAAGCAGCUUGAAAGAGACAGCUCCUUAAAGCCAUCCCUGAAACUGGAAAAUGUGAUGGUUCAAGAAGAGGAGAUGGAGGAAGAGGAGGAGGAGGAGGAGGAGAACAAAGAAGGGGAGAAGGAAGAAGAGGAAGAGUCGGAGGAAAGGGAAGAAAAUGAGAGUUUAUCUAUGGAUGAGGCCAAAGCCCAGGAAGAGAGUCUGGGGGAGGUCUCCCAUGAGAACAUGGAGUGCUUCACAACUUCCAGUGGAAACACUUAUUUUGUCUUCCUACCCCUGGAACAAGAAGAAGAGAGUUACAAGAGGCCCAAGUCCAACCUUUCUGCCAUUCUCAUCAGUGACACUUCCAGUGCCAAGUUCCUGGAACAAGUGAUGAUUCCAUCCAGACUGGUUUCAGAAAUUAAGAAACAACUUCGAGCUGGCUUUUUCGAGCACUUAGAGAAGUGGUUUGACCAACGUGCCCUCCAUGCCCGGGUCAUCAUGGCCACCAAGAUUGAUGAGCUGCAUUCAGAACUGGAGCUGCGUCUGCACCUGCACCAGCCAAGAGCCCAGCACAUUGAAAAGGACAUCUACAACGUGAGAGCAGCUGAGCUCCUGCUUCAUCAAGAGCGGCUGAACAGCCACUGUGCUGGGGUGGUUGAGACGCUGAAGAAGGAGAACCUGAUGUUCCACCAGUUCCAAGAAGAGUUACACAUGAGGAGCAAAAACUUCCAACGCAAGAUUUACGACAUGGAGCACAUCUUCUUGAAUGCCACAAAGAGCCAGAGGCUGGUCACCCUCAGCGGCACACUGCACCAGGAGCUGCUUAACUACAUCGAUGUUGUCCAGGUGUCCCUGCGCAGCUUCCGCCAGUACUUGGAGGAGAGCCUGAGCAAGCUUCGCCUCACCAACGUUGAGUUCAUCAAGCACUGCAGAUUGUUUUCAGAGGGAGGCAACUUUUCUCCUGAAGAAAUUGACUCCCUGUGUCAUCGACUGGAGAAGGAAGCUUCCCGGAUAGAGUUUGUUGAAAGUUUAAUCAUGAUCAACAUGGAGAAGAUGGAGAGCGAGUACCUGGACCAGGCCAAUGAUGUCAUCAACAAGUUUGAAAGUAAAUUCCAUAAUCUGUCUGUGGACCUUAUUUUCAUAGAGAAAAUCCAGCGUUUGCUGACAAAUCUGCAGGUGAACAUCAAGUGUGAGGUUGCAAAAUCUAAUUUGCAAUCAGAUGGAUUAAAUUCUUCUCUGGAACAGCUUCAAAGCAAGGUAGAAGUGUGUCAAAACUCAAGGGGAGAUAAAAUAAUGGUGACCACAGAAGACCUCCUUGGCUUUGUCCAAACUUGGAAAGAAAAACUGAGCCAGAGGAUUCAGUACCUCAACUGCAGACUGGACAAGGACAACAUUUUGACUGACCUGGAGGUGGAGAGUGACAUCCUGGUGUCUUCAGAAGCCCUUGAAGAGGAUGCCAGGGUAGACCUGGUCACCCCUGAGUCCUUCACGCAGCCGAGCCGCAUGGGGAAGUCCAUGAUUGAAGACCCAGCUGUGGAGGUGAUCAAGAAGAUUCUGCAAUGUCCUGACUCAAAACGUUCAACCCAGCAGUGUGACAAAGUUCGGUCCCAGACAGGUACAGACACACAGGCCUGUGGGUCUCAUGGCACCGGUGGUGGGGAAGCUGAUGGUGCCACCUGACCCUCCUCCCCUCCAAUCCUCUGCUCUUGUCCUGGACAAGUGUCACCCAAAGGCUUGAAGCGACACUGGAACUGGGGAGAACAUUCCGUGAAGGCCUUGUCCAGUGCCACCUCAGCAGGGAGCCUCCAGAACACUGACCCACCUUUGUCCCACGGCAUCACUCGGUACUCCAAGCCCAACCGAACAGACAGAAAGUACCAGGUGCUCGGGGACAAGCCACCUCCUCCUGCUGAGGAUUUUAAAGGAAUCAUCCUGACCCUCCUCUGGGAGAGCAAUGAGCAUCUGCUGACCGUCGUGGAGGAGUUUUACCGCAAAGAGAAGCGCCCAGUCACCAGGCCCGACUGCAUGUACGAAACAUUUGACCAGUGCGUGGAGAAUAUCAGCAAGAAGAUCCUGGAGCACCAGGGCCAGACAGACGAGUACCACAACUCCUGCCUCAUAGAAUUACGGGCCCAGAUGAGGAGAUUUGAGGAGCUGCUGCCCCAGGUGUGUUGGCUGGUGAUGGAGAAUUUCAAGGAGCACCACUGGAAAAGAUUUUGCGACUCCAUCAAAGAGAUCCGGGGACAGUUCUGGGAACAUCAGAAGCAGCUGGAGAAAAGGAAGGAUGAAAAUGCCCAGAAGCUUCAUCCAAAUCUCGGACACCCUGCACAUGUCCAAGAAAUGGAGUCUCUAUGUCAGGGGGAAGAGGAAAGGCAGGAAGAUUUGGACACCGUGAUCACAACAGCCAGGGAGAAGCUGGAGGAGUUCACCAGGAAGUCCAGCCAGUAUUUCAUAGCCAGCCUGGCCACCUUCACCGAGAAGUUCCUGCUGCAGUUGGAUGAAGUGCUGACCAUCGACGAUGUCCAGGCUGCAAGGAUGGAGUCCCCCAGACAGAAAACGUCAAUCCUCAUCCGGAGGAAACUCGCUGGGCUCUCCCUGGAGGAAGAGAGUGAGAAACCCCUGAUCGAGCGGGGGAACAGGAAGUGGCCGGGAAUCAAACCCACCAAAGUCACCAUCCAAAACAAGCUUCUCCUCCAGGAAACAUCAUCGGUCACCACCAUCAGAACCACCCUGGGCCACCAGGCGGCCGUGGAAGCCCGAGACGCUAUCUACCUGAAAUAUUUAGCGUUAUUUGAAGAGGAGCUGAAGAAGAUCCAGGACGACCACACGUCGCAGGUGAAGGAGGCUCAGCGCUGGAAGGACACCUGGAAGAGCUCCGUGCGCACUGUUCAGGGCCUGUACUCGUGACACCCUCCACUCACCCCAAUAA
Messenger RNA from Diceros bicornis minor, 5155 nucleotides. RefSeq names its product coiled-coil domain-containing protein 180-like. The record is from RefSeq and is a predicted model, not a curated record. Lineage: Eukaryota; Metazoa; Chordata; Mammalia; Perissodactyla; Rhinocerotidae.